GUCAAUUUCUUCCUCUCUCUCUCAUAAAUACCCUAUUAUCCUCUCCACUUUCCCUAUUUAUCUCUUUCCAAUUUCCAAUUUUUCGUCUAACCUUUUCCUUUGCAGACUCUCGUAUAAACCCUAACCCUAGUUCUUAAGUUUUACUAGCGAAGAAUAAUGGGAGAAACUAGAGAAAACGAUGCUUAUGAAGAGGAGCUUCUUGAUUACGAUGAGGAGGAAGAGAAGGUUCCAGAUUCCGCUGUCACCAAAACUAAUGGCGAAGCCGGGAAAAAGGGUUACGUUGGCAUCUACAGUUCAGGAUUCAGAGACUUCCUUUUGAAGCCAGAGCUGCUGCGUGCAAUUGUGGACUCUGGUUUUGAGCACCCAUCUGAAGUGCAACACGAGUGUAUUCCUCAAGCUAUAUUGGGUAUGGAUGUCAUAUGCCAAGCCAAAUCUGGUAUGGGGAAGACCGCCGUUUUUGUUCUCUCAACCCUACAACAGAUUGAUCCUGUGGCUGGUCAAGUUGCUGCACUUGUUCUAUGUCACACCAGAGAAUUGGCUUAUCAGAUCUGUCACGAGUUCGAGAGGUUUAGCACAUAUUUGCCAGGUGUUAAGGUUGCUGUUUUCUAUGGAGGUGUUAAUAUUAAAAUCCACAAGGACCUGCUCAAGAAUGAAUGCCCACACAUUGUUGUGGGUACACCUGGAAGGAUUCUUGCACUGGCCAGAGAUAAAGACCUGUCAUUAAAGAAUGUUCGGCAUUUUAUUCUUGAUGAAUGUGAUAAAAUGCUUGAGUCCCUUGACAUGAGGAGAGAUGUUCAGGAGAUCUUCAAAAUGACUCCCCAUGACAAGCAAGUGAUGAUGUUUUCCGCAACUCUAAGCAAGGCAAUCCGUCCUGUUUGCAAGAAAUUUAUGCAAGAUCCGAUGGAAAUAUAUGUAGAUGAUGAAGCCAAGCUGACCCUCCACGGGCUUGUACAGCACUACAUCAAGUUAUCUGAGCUGGAGAAGAAUCGCAAAUUGAACGACCUCUUGGAUGCUUUGGAUUUUAAUCAAGUUGUCAUCUUUGUCAAGAGUGUCAGUAGAGCUGCUGAGCUGAACAAGCUUCUUGUGGAGUGCAACUUUCCGUCCAUCUGUAUCCAUUCUGGCAUGUCCCAGGAAGAAAGAUUGGCUCGGUACAAGGGCUUUAAGGACGGGAAGCAGAGAAUCCUAGUUGCAACAGAUUUAGUUGGUAGAGGAAUUGACAUUGAAAGAGUGAACAUUGUUAUCAAUUAUGACAUGCCGGAUUCUGCUGACACUUACCUGCAUCGGGUUGGCAGAGCUGGGAGGUUUGGCACAAAAGGUCUUGCAAUCACAUUUGUUUCUUCUGCCUCUGACUCUGACGUUCUUAAUCAGGUCCAGGAGAGGUUUGAGGUGGAUAUUAAGGAGCUUCCUGAGCAGAUAGACACCUCCACAUACAUGCCAUCUUAGUGAUGAUGAUCUAUCAUCGCGCAAGCUUUUUAGACGCAUGCGGUGGAAGUGUUCUGCGGAGACUUGACAGAUGAUGAAAUUGAAAAUCUUUCACCGGGCAGUUUGCUUUGUUUGAGCUGUUGACUUCAGCAGUUUUUGCAAUCUUGGGAGACUGAAUUCCCUGUUCUAGAUUAAAUUCUCUUCUUAGUGACCGAGAUACUUAUUGUUUGUAGUUUCCUAAGCUCGCAACUUAUCAAACAUGUUUUAUUGUGUUUGAGUUUUAGGUUUCCGUUAGCAGGUAUCUCUACAGACAGUUAUGGUUAUGGUUUGUGAGGGCUGUGACCAUCGCGUUUCUAUUUGUGACAUAGAAGGCGAAAUGUAUGAUAAUGAGUUGCAUUUUCAAAUA
Beta vulgaris subsp. vulgaris (sugar beet) is the source of this 1828-nucleotide messenger RNA. RefSeq names its product DEAD-box ATP-dependent RNA helicase 15. The transcript has 12 exons. The coding region runs from base 157 to 1443 and encodes 428 amino acids. Gene Ontology annotation, molecular function: RNA binding; RNA helicase activity; ATP binding. NCBI's taxonomy places the organism in Eukaryota, Viridiplantae, Streptophyta, Magnoliopsida, Caryophyllales, Amaranthaceae. The record is from RefSeq and is a predicted model, not a curated record.